Phyllopteryx taeniolatus (common seadragon) is the source of this 2253-nucleotide messenger RNA. It is a transcript of the gene nmbr, whose product is annotated as neuromedin B receptor. The transcript has 5 exons. Gene Ontology annotation, cellular component: membrane. Gene Ontology annotation, biological process: G protein-coupled receptor signaling pathway. Bases 544 to 1674 code for a protein of 376 amino acids. Gene Ontology annotation, molecular function: G protein-coupled peptide receptor activity. Lineage: Eukaryota; Metazoa; Chordata; Actinopteri; Syngnathiformes; Syngnathidae. The record is from RefSeq and is a predicted model, not a curated record.
AAAUUUUGCCGAAGGGCGACUGAUGUGCACGUAUGAAGCAAUCAUGUCAACAAACUGUAGUCUGCUCAUUAGUGUAGCGUAUACAGGAAGUUGGCCAACCAAUUUUCCGGGUUUGGUCACGUGACAUUCCGCGUGUACCAAUUAAGACAAAAAAGUGAUGCAUUUUUAAUUGUACACUCCCCUUUUAACUUGGUGGUAGUGAUGAUGUAGAUGAUGAUCAUGAGGUCCAUAAUGGAGAAAGUAAAAGGAAUCCGAAGAUUGCGUGAGGACGAUCGUUGAUGAGGCGAGUUUAAAAUGACAAUUAGGAGGAUGACGGUGAAUGAGUUGUGAAGCAGCUUCCUCUCUCUCUGUGUGUGUGUGUGUGUGUGUGUGGUACGCGUGCGCUCUGAAGGAGUCUUCCUCAGCUUGCGCGUCAGAGCCACUGAAGGAGUCUUCCUCGGCUCCCGCAUCAGCCUCAUCACGCACGCCUGACACGCGCACGUCUCGAGCCAAGACCCAGGCGGGGCGCUUUUACGCGCGGAGCUUUACGCACCGGCAGUCCUGAUGGACGGCGACACCCUGAACCAGCUCGGCGCCGAGGCUUCUGGAGCCAACUCGAGCGAGGACCCCGGCGGCGGCGGCGGCGGGGAGUGGAGCUCGUACGCGGCCGUGCGCGGCGUCAUGACCACGGCGUACACGCUGAUCGUGCUGGUGGGCGUGCUGGGCAACGUGACGCUGCUGAAGAUCUUCGUGAGCACCAGCGCCAUGAGGAGCGUGCCCAACAUCUUCAUCAGCAGCCUGGCGGCGGGCGACCUGUUGCUGCUCGUCACCUGCGUGCCGGUCGACGCCUUCCGCUUCUUCUCCGACGACUGGAUGCUCGGAGAGGCCGCGUGCAAGCUGCUGCCCGCUGUGCAGCUCACCUCCGUCGGCGUGUCCGUCUUCACGCUGACCGCACUCAGCGCCGACAGGUACAAGGCCAUCGUGAAGCCCAUGGACAUCCAGACAUCCAGCGCCAUUUUGUGGACGUGCUUGAAGGCCGCCGCCAUCUGGCUGUUGUCCGUUCUGCUUGCCAUCCCCGAGGCCGUCUUCUCCCAGGUCGUCUCCAUGCAGGGUCAGAGGGGCACCGAGAACGUGACCUUCGCCAACUGCGUGCCGUACCCUCUGUCCGAUCAGACGCACCCCAAGGUCCAUGCUGUCAUACUCUUCCUGGUCUACUUCCUGUUCCCGCUGACCGUCAUUUCGGUGUACUACUACCACAUUGCGCGUACGCUCAUGCACAGUGCGCAUGACAUGCCGGGCGAGGUCAGCGAGCACACCAAGAGACAGAUGGAGACGAGGAAGCGCUUGGCCAAGAUCGUGCUGGUGUUUGUGGCUUUGUUUGCUGUGUGCUGGCUCCCCAACCACGUCCUGUACCUCUACCGCUCCUUCCGCUACCAGCAGGUGGACCUGUCGCUAGUGCACCUGCUGCUAACGCUGCUAGCUCGCAUCCUCAGCUUCUCAUCGUCCUGCGUCAAUCCGUUCGCGCUCUACCUGCUCAGCGACAGCUUCCGGCGACACUUCAACAGUCAGCUGCGAUGCGGCAAAGUGCGUCCUGACCGUCAGGCGAGCUACCAGCACAGUACAUCACACAUACGUCUGACCUCCAUCAAAAGGGCCACGCCCACCAUCGCCAUGGGCAACAGGCAGGAAGUGUGACCAGCAGGCAGCAGGAUAAGGUCACGUGACUGCCGGCUUCGCUCAGAAGAAGUGUUGUGUGAUGAAGUGUUACUUAACAAACUCAUCAAUUCAUUUGGAUUCAUUUGAAAGUUUGACGCAGGAACAGAUGAAUUCACUGGCUCAUGUUUGUGUGAGUGUCGGCAGGCAGCCAUCUUUGUUUGGUGAUGUCCCUGUGACGUGUCAACUGUAAUAAAAGUGCACAAACUCUGUGUGUGCUCUAAAGGAUCUCACUGAGCAACUCUGAAAUACUGUACUUUUUGUCUUUUUUUUGUCAUUGCAGCAGUGAAAAGUUGAAUUUGAAAGGAUGGUGAUUUUCAUGCAUGUUUAAGAACUUGAAAAAAUAUUUUUUUUUCAAAUGUACUGGGCGCUGGCGUAUUGAUGGAACUGGAUAACAGGGUCGUGACGUCAAUAACCUAACCCACUCCACCGUCGGGCCAGGUAGCACCCGCAAGCCCAAGAGGCCCAGGAGCAGACAAGGGGGCGGCCCCGGCCCCACGCCACUCGGCCGGGGGGCCCAAUAGGGGUGCGGAGACAGGACCGCCAGACACCCACCGCAGU